AUGGUUCUGCUGCGACGUGCGCAGCGGACCAUGGCUCAGAGGGCCUCCAGAGCGUACCGCACCGUGUCGUACGAGGCGGUGUGCCUUAUGUCCGGUAGCCUCCCCUGGGACCUCGAAGCCGGGGUCCUAGCGGAGGUUUACCGGAGAAGAGCCCUGAUGCGGCAGCGAGGCGAGGAGCCCCUCCCGGAAGAGAUCGUACGCUGGAGGAAGGAAGGUCGCGACGAUCUCUUCCGGCGAUGGAAGGAGAGGCUGGCGGACGCCACGUUGUGGGGAUUGAGUCGGGUCCCGAGUGCCACCAUUGCGCGUCCGGCGACGUGGACGGCAGAGCACACGCUCGCCGUGUGCACGGGCUGGGACGCGCAACGCGCCACGCUCACUGGCGCAAUAGGGCGAGAUCUGUCGCUGCCAGCCGUCAUACAUGCGAUGGUCGGCAGCGAACAGAGUUGGGCCGCCGUCGCCUCCUUCGCACGCGAGGUGAUGGCGGCCAAAAGAGAAGCCCUGCGGGAGCGCGAACGCGCCAACGAGACGCUGCCGCCCCGCAGGGCUCCAGCGAAGGGCCGCCGGCUUGAGACGUACGCGGCGGCCCUAUAA
This is a messenger RNA of Papilio xuthus (Asian swallowtail), 591 nucleotides long. RefSeq lists its product as uncharacterized. The transcript has 2 exons. The record is from RefSeq and is a predicted model, not a curated record. The coding region runs from base 1 to 591 and encodes 196 amino acids. Lineage: Eukaryota; Metazoa; Arthropoda; Insecta; Lepidoptera; Papilionidae.